AUGGAGCAUGGGAACCGGUCCAUGGUGAAGGAGUUUGUGCUGCUGGGUCUCUCCCAGGCACGAGAGGUCCAGCUCUUCCUCUUCUCCCUCUUCCUUCUCUUCUACUCUCUGAUCUUGCCGGGAAACAUCCUCAUCAUUGUGACCAUCCGGAGUGACCCUCGAUUGGGUUCCCCCAUGUACUUCUUCUUGGCCAACCUGGCCUUCCUGGAUAUCUGCUACUGCUCCGUCACCCCUCCCAAGAUGCUUGCUGAUUUCUUCUACAACAGCAACACCAUCUCCUACAGGGGCUGCAUGGCCCAGCUUUUCUUCCUCCACUGGCUUGGGGGAUCUGAGGUCUUCCUCCUCCUUGGCAUGGCCAUUGACCGAUAUGUGGCUAUUUGCCACCCCUUGCAUUAUGCCAGUGUGGUGAGCAGACCAAUCUGCAGCACCAUGAUGGUGCUAUUCUGGUGCCUGGGAUUUGUGCACUCCAUCAUCCAGGUCAUCCUUAUUGUCCCGCUCCCAUUCUGUGGUCCCAACAAGCUGGACAAUUUCUUCUGUGACAUCACCCAGAUUGUGAAAUUGGCUUGCACAGACACCUACGACUUGGAAUUCUUCAUGUUCAUCAACAGCGGCCUGUCUGCCCUCAUCAGCUUCACCCUCCUCAUCAUCUCCUACAUGAUCCUGUUGGUCAAGGUGAGGAUGGGCUCCAAGGAAGGGAAGAGCAAAGCCGCCUCCACCUGUGUCACCCACAUCAUCAUUGUUGUGGUCAUGUUUGGCCCCGCCAUCUUCAUGUACUGCCGCCCGUUCCAGGACUCCCCUGUUGACAAACUGGUAGCCAUUUUCCACAGCACAGUCUUCCCAUUGUUGAACCCUAUGAUCUACACCCUGAGGAACAAGGAGAUCAAACAUGCCAUGAGGAAGCUGCUGAGCAAACAUAGGCUUUUGGAUUGGACUGGACUGGUAUAA
Molecule: messenger RNA, 945 nt
Organism: Hemicordylus capensis (graceful crag lizard)
Lineage: Eukaryota; Metazoa; Chordata; Lepidosauria; Squamata; Cordylidae
Product: olfactory receptor 4N2-like
Exons: 1
Coding region: 1-945 (314 amino acids)
Biological process (GO): G protein-coupled receptor signaling pathway
Cellular component (GO): membrane
Molecular function (GO): G protein-coupled receptor activity; olfactory receptor activity
Source: RefSeq, a predicted model, not a curated record